Melitaea cinxia (Glanville fritillary) is the source of this 1443-nucleotide messenger RNA. RefSeq names its product sialin-like. Gene Ontology annotation, biological process: transmembrane transport; monoatomic anion transport. The transcript is spliced from 9 exons. Gene Ontology annotation, molecular function: transmembrane transporter activity. The record is from RefSeq and is a predicted model, not a curated record. The coding region runs from base 1 to 1443 and encodes 480 amino acids. Lineage: Eukaryota; Metazoa; Arthropoda; Insecta; Lepidoptera; Nymphalidae.
AUGUCGGAGACAGAUUAUAAAAAAGUGCCGAUUGACGAAAUUGAAAAAAAUGGAAUAAGUUGUGAUUUACCUGAAGAAGAACCAGCCAAAUAUGGCUACGGUAUACGCCAUGUACAAUCCUUCCUUUUCUUUAUGUGUAUUACACUUGGCUACCUUAGUCGAGGUCAUUUAGGAGUAACUAUAGUAGCUAUGACGAUGGGCAAACAUAUUGAUGAACGCGUAACAGCAGCAGUGGGUGAUAUAAAUAAUAGUACAAUGAUAAAUUCUACCUCAAAAAUAGACGAUAUUGCAAAUUUUACAGCAUUUGAAGAUAUAAGUAAUAAUAGUAGUUUAGUAUCGAAUCACACAAAUCUAGAUUACAAUACAAUCUAUAGGACAUAUGAUUGGCCGAAAUCAACCCAAGAAAUGGUUCUUGGAUCUUUUUUCCUGGGAUAUUCUAUUAUGAUGCUUCCAAUGGGUAUCAUAUGUCAGAAAUGGGGUGGAAAAAUACCUCUACAAGUUGCUAUGUUUGUAAAUGCACUAGUGUCAUUAAUAGCGCCAUGGUGUGUUGCAUGGGGUGGCUGGAAAACGCUGUCCGCAUUUCGUUUAUUACAAGGAUUAUCCCAAGCUGGUUUAUAUCCAGCUGUCCAGACUUUACUGUCGAAUUGGAUACCAAGUAAUGAGCGUGCCAGCAUCAGUAGCUAUGUUUACACAGCUUCAGGAGUAGGUACCGUGAUUGCGUUUCAGCUUGGUGGCAUCCUUGCGUAUAGUAGAUUUGAGUGGCCAUCCACUUUCUGGGUCACUGGCGUACUAUGUUUUAUUGGAUUAAUAUUGAUCACCGUAUUUGGUGCUACUUCUCCUAAGGAUCAUAAGUCUAUAUCGGAUGGUGAGAAAGCGUACAUUUUAGGAAAAGCCGAAAACAGAACUGAAACGAAAGCCAAAGUUCCUUGGAAGGCAGUAUUGAAGUCAGUGCCGUUGUGGGCCACCAUGACAGCGCACAUAGGCCUUGGCAUAUGUUUCUUGUUUUUCUUCGUACAAGUACCAACUUACAUGUAUGCGGUUUUGAAACUCAAUAUUAGAAAUGUAAUUUUUUUUUUUAUAGCUAGCGUUAUACCAGCAAUAUGUCUGACGUGGUCGGUUUACACUACUAAUACUGUUCUAGCUGUGACAUUAUUUGUUCUGUAUAUGUCAGCAACAGCCGCGAUGAAUAGCAGUGUUUUGGUAAAUUACAUGGAUCUGGCCCCCAAUUACAGCGGAGUAAUAAUGGCAACUGGAAAUACGAUGAUGACCAUAGUGAGCCUCGGAACACCCGUGGUCACCUCACUAGUUGUUACUGAUAUUGUAAGUACUUUAAACCAUAUUCCGCCACGUCAUUAUAUCAUGAGCUUUGAAUCUUCACUCAUUAUGAACCGCCAAUACGACGUCAUACAGGAUGAAAGGAAAAGUACAGAUGUUGUUCAAUAG